This is a messenger RNA of Venustampulla echinocandica, 840 nucleotides long. RefSeq names its product RNA methylase family protein-like protein. Gene Ontology annotation, molecular function: RNA cap trimethylguanosine synthase activity. The transcript is spliced from 3 exons. Gene Ontology annotation, cellular component: nucleus. The record is from RefSeq and is a predicted model, not a curated record. Gene Ontology annotation, biological process: 7-methylguanosine cap hypermethylation; 7-methylguanosine RNA capping. The coding region runs from base 1 to 840 and encodes 279 amino acids. NCBI's taxonomy places the organism in Eukaryota, Fungi, Ascomycota, Leotiomycetes, Helotiales, Pleuroascaceae.
AUGGCAAAGAGUCCAAGUAAUGAGAAGUCCCGCAAUCAAUCCAGCACAGGAGAAACAGGAAACUCAAAUAACUCUACAAAGAAGCAAAGCCCGCAAGAAGAUAAUAUGGAUUUAGAGGAGGAAACCAUAUUUCCGCUCACAGAUGAAUGCCAUCAUUACCAACAACGGAAAGAGGUCCCGUGGGAUAUUCAAAAAUACUGGGACCAAAGAUACAGCAUUUGGACUGCAUAUGAUGAUGGGAUCCACAUGACCGACGAUGCCUGGUUUGGGGUCACUCCCGAGCCUGUUGCGAAUAAAGUAGCCUCUGAUCUCACAACUCGCACCCCGCCAUCGAAAACAACAAUAAUAGACAUAUUUGCCGGUGCCGGCGGAAAUGCCAUCGCCUUCGCUCUCUCUGGCCGCUGGACAACUGUCAUCGCGAUCGAAAAGAACCCCUCAGUCAUCGCCUGCGCUCAACAUAACGCAUACAUCUACGGGGUAUCCUCCCAGAUAACAUGGAUCAACGCCGAUUGUUUCGACUACCUCUCAUCUCAAGAUUCAUCUAUCGACCUGUCUAAAACUGUCAUCUUUGCCUCCCCACCGUGGGGCGGCCCAGGAUACCGCAGCGAUAAAGUUUUCAACCUCAAAACCAUGCUCCCCUAUUCCGUGCAAGCCAUCCACGACGCUUGCAAAAUGAUGGACUCGGCGCUCUAUCUCCCCCGAACCAGCGAUCUAAGGCAAAUCGCCAAAUUAGCGCCACCGGGUGAGAAAGUAGAGGUUGUACAGUAUUGCAUGGAGGGUGCUAGUAAGGCGCUUGUAGCUUAUAUCCCCGCUGCGUCUUCGCAAGAAAUUGAUAAGUGA